This is a messenger RNA of Cucurbita pepo subsp. pepo (vegetable marrow), 1279 nucleotides long. Its product is annotated as putative BOI-related E3 ubiquitin-protein ligase 3. Lineage: Eukaryota; Viridiplantae; Streptophyta; Magnoliopsida; Cucurbitales; Cucurbitaceae. Gene Ontology annotation, biological process: regulation of programmed cell death. Gene Ontology annotation, molecular function: ubiquitin-protein transferase activity. The record is from RefSeq and is a predicted model, not a curated record.
GGCCGUUUCAUUCUUCUCUCUCUGAACGGAAUUUUGUUCUUCUUGUACAGAUUGAAAGACUCUGCUGAGGGAACCCAAAUUUCAAGUUCCGAGAACAACCAAUCAAUUUGUUUCGGUACGCAGCGAUUGAAGCAAAACAAGGAAUAAAGAAGAAAACAGAGAGAUCGGUUUCAUUUCGCUUUGAAUCAGAUUGUUAUUGACAGAGAUCAUGGGAUACGGAGCGCCAUUAACAGGUUUCAGUGCUAAUACUGCAGCGGCGGAGACGACUCUGCUUCCGCCGUACAAUUCUGUAGCGAUUGACUCGUUUCCUAAGGCGGUGGGAGCGAUGCCGGCGUCGGCAUCGGCGUCGACGGGUGUUGUUAUGAAGUCCGACAGCGCUAUAUCUUAUAAUCUUCCGAUUCCGAGAAAGCGCGGUAGGGAUCAUUCCACCAUAAACCGAUUCCUCUCAUAUCCUUCCUCGCAUACUCAUUCUCAGAAGAAUUGUGGACGUAAUUUAUAUUUUCUUGGCGAAGAUAUCUCCAUCCUAGUUCAACAGCAGCAAUUAGAUCUGGAACGAUUGAUAUCGCAACAUAUGGAGAAGGUGAGGAUGGAAAUGGAAGAAAAACGGAAGAGAGAAGCGAUAAGGAUUAUGGAGGCGAUAGAAGUAGGAAUGAUGGGGAUUUUAAGGAGCAAAGAGGAAGAGAUCGAGAAGAUGGGGAAACUAAAUUGGGAACUAGAAGAACGAGUGAAUAGUCUAUGCAUGGAGAAUCAAAUAUGGCGUGAUGUGGCUGAGACGAACGAAGCCACCGCAAAUGCUCUCCGGAGCGACCUGGAACUUGUUCUGUUAGACGUGAAAAAGGAGGAGGAGGUGGAGGAGGAGGAGAAGGCAGAGUCGUGCUGCGGAAGCAACGGCGGAGAUAUGGAGGAGGAGGAGGAGGAGGAGGAGGAGGAAGUUGAAGAAGAGAGGAGAAAAGGGAGGAAGACGAGAAGGAAGGAGGAGGACAGACGGUGCAAGAACUGUUGGAAGGAAGAAUCAUGCGUGCUGCUAUUGCCAUGCAGGCAUCUGUGUUUGUGUACUGUUUGUGGUUCAUCUCUACACCAUUGUCCCAUCUGCAACGCUACCAAUAACGCCAGUGUUCGUGUAAUCAUGCCUUAGAACAACAAAAAAACACACACACAUAUUUCAUUCUUCUCUUCAAAUUCUUCAAAUUCUCCACCCUUUUUCUACACAUUUCUAAUCUCUGAUCAGCCUCUGUUUAUCCUCUCUCAAAUUUGUGUCAUUUUCUUACACAAAUUUCUC